Cotesia congregata is the source of this 1713-nucleotide messenger RNA. Lineage: Eukaryota; Metazoa; Arthropoda; Insecta; Hymenoptera; Braconidae. The record is from the annotation of a GenBank genome assembly.
AUGAAUGGAACAGCAAUUGGAACUCCUGACAAUCAACUUCAAAGACAGUCUUCGCAAAAUGACACCAGCUCUGAACAUCCUCGUAGUCCUGGAAGUCCUCUAAGUAUUCGUCAUGAUUCCGGAGAGUCCAGUAUAAUUUCUCCAGGACUUCCAGAGCGUUAUAGCCCGCUGGGAGCUACUGAAUCAACAUCAAGCCAUGAUCCUUACGCUUCGCGUUCGGUCCAAGAUUGUCCUGUUCCGCUGUGCCGUCCGUUGCCGUCGGAAUUCCCGCUGGCUCGAUCGCCGUACAUGUCCGCGUUGUCAAACGGGCAUCCGCACUUGCUCCAGGUCCAGCAACAUCAGCACCAGCAUUCCCAGCAUCAGCAAUCUCAGCAACUACAGCAGUCACCGCAUCAACUCCAGCAGUCCCAACAUAAUAACAAGCCCUCGAGAAGCUUGGGACUCAUCUGUGUCGUCUGCGGAGACACUAGCUCCGGAAAACACUACGGAAUUCUUGCUUGCAAUGGCUGCAGCGGAUUUUUUAAGCGGAGUGUUCGGAGAAAAUUAAUCUACCGGUGCCAAGCAGGAACCGGCCGAUGCAUCGUCGACAAGGCUCACCGCAACCAAUGUCAAGCUUGCCGUCUCAAAAAGUGCAUGGCCAUGGGGAUGAACAAAGAUGCGAUACAACUAACUCGCGCUGCAUGGAAGGAUUGCCUGAUGAUGAAUAAUCAAGAGGAAACUCGUUGGAUUGUUGCAGCCGUGCAAAAUGAAAGGCAGCCCAGGAACACGGCAACCAUAAGACCUGAAGCUUUAGUCGAGAUGGAUCAGGAACGAGCGCUGAGGGAAGCUGCCGUAGCUGUUGGAGUUUUUGGACCACCAGUAUCAUUAGCGAUGGCCAGAUAUGGAGCACCGAUGCCAUUAUCAGCAAUAGCCCCAACGUCGACUGCGAAUCCACCACCUGUACCAACACCCCUACCGCAACGCGACGACCCCGAUGAAAACGCAUCAGAAGACAGUAUAGAUGUGACCAACGAAGAACCACUCACUGCCCAGAGGAAUCUUUGUUCCCAAUUGCCUCCCGUAAUGACAUCGCUCUACUCGCCAGCAAGCGCAGAAACAGUUUACGAAACUAGUGCAAGAUUAUUAUUUAUGGCUGUAAAAUGGGCCAAAAAUCUGCCUUCGUUCGCCAGUUUGCCGUUCCGCGACCAAGUGAUACUCCUCGAAGAAGCCUGGUCUGAGUUGUUUCUUCUCAAUGCCGUGCAAUGGUGUCUACCUCUCGAAUCAUCUUCACUCUUCAAUGCCGCGGAAUUGACCGCACUUACUCUAUCGCCACACAAUCAUUCGCACUCAGGAAUGCACUUGUCCAACGAAGACAAGCCUAGUCAAGUAGCCGCUGAUAUUCGACAUCUUCACGAUACUUUGCAGAGAUACAAAAAUAUAAUGGUUGAUCCUGCCGAGUUUGCUUGUAUGAAAGCUAUUGUUCUCUUUAGACCAGAAACCCGAGGACUGAAAGAUUCAAGUCAAAUAGAAAAUCUUCAAGACCAAGCACAAGUAAUGUUAGGACAACAUGCGCGUGCUCAACAACCCGGUAGACCUGAAAGAUUCGGAAGACUUUUGUUGAUGCUAUCACUGCUGAGAAGCAUACCAGCAUCGCGAGUUGAGCUUAUUUACUUCCACCGAACUAUUGGAAACACACGAAUGGAAAAAGUUUUGUGUGACAUGUAUAAAAAUUAA